GUGACACACCCCCGGCGGGGCGGGGCGGCGGCGCAGGCGAGCGGCGGCCCGGUGGGCGCGCGCCAGGCCGGCAGCCAUGGCGGCGGCGACGGAGCGGGGCCGCCUCAGCUUCCCGGGCGGCGCCGGGGCCCUGGGGCGGCCCGUGCCCAUGAACCUCUUCGCCACCUGGGAGAUCGACGGCUCCAGCCCCAGCUGCGUCCCCAGGUUGUGCAGCUUGACAUUAAAGAAACUGGUAGUCUUAAAGGAAUUGGAUAAGGAGCUUAUUUCUGUGGUCAUUGCUGUCAAAAUGCAGGGCUCCAAACGCAUCCUGAGGUCUCACGAGAUUGUAUUGCCCCCGAGUGGACACGUGGAGACAGAGCUUGCACUGACCUUCUCACUGCAGUACCCUCAUUUCCUGAAGAGAGAAGGCAACAAGCUUCAGAUCAUGCUGCAGCGGCGGAAGCGGUACAAGAACCGAACGAUUCUAGGCUACAAAACUCUGGCUGUGGGGUCUAUCAACAUGGCUGAGGUCAUGCAGCACCCAACAGAAGGUGGCCAGGUCCUGAGCCUUUUCAGCAACAUCAAAGAAGCUGCAGUGAAGGUAGCAGAAAUCUGGAUCUUCUCUUUGUCAAGUCAGCCAAUUGACCAUGAAGACAGCACUAUGCAGGCCAGCCAGAAAAUCAAGUCUACAGACAACUAUUCCGAGGAAGAGUACGAGAGCUUCUCUUCUGAGCAGGAGGCCAGUGAUGAUGCCGUACAGGGCCAGGAUUUGGAUGAUGAUGAGUACGAGCUGGGGAAGCCCAAGAAGCAGCGGAGAUCGAUAGUAAGAACGACGUCCAUAACCAGGCAACAAAACUUCAAACAGAAGGUUGUGGCAUUGCUGAAGAGGUUUAAAGUGUCUGAUGAGGUUCUGGAUUCAGAGCAGGACCCAGCAGAGCAUGUUCCGGAGGUGGAGGAGGACUUGGACCUUCUAUAUGACACUCUGGAUAUAGAAAACCCCAGCGACAGCGGGCCAGAAAUGGAGGACGAUGACAGUGUCUUGAGCACUCCAAAGCCAAAGUUAAAACCUUACUUUGAAGGACUGUCACACUCCAGCUCUCAGACAGAAAUUGGUAGCAUCCACAGUGUAAGGAGCCAGAGAGAGCCAUCAAGUCCUCAGGUAGAAGUGCCUGAAAAAACAAAGAGUCUUGGAACCAAACAUGCAGCCGACAGUAUUUCUGACACUGUCUGUUACGAGUCUAAUCAGCAAGCUGAGGUCCAGGAAGCUGAACUUCCCACACCAGAUGUGUUUGUCGAGAAGCUCCCGCCGAGUGGAAAGAUCACCAAGACGGAGUCCCUCAUUAUCCCAUCCACCAGCAGGUCUGAAGGAAAGCAGACCGGACGUCGGGGAAGAAGCACAUCUCUGAAGGAGAGGCAGCCAGUGAGGCCACAGAAUGAGAGGGCAAACAGUCUGGACAAUGAACGGUCUCCAGACACCCGUCACCACUUACAGAUCCCCAGGAAAACGGUAUAUGACCAGCUAAAUCACAUCUUGGUUUCUGAUGACCAGCUGCCAGAAAACAUUAUUCUUGUCAAUACAUCUGAUUGGCAAGGCCAGUACCUAUCGGAUGUCUUGCAAAAGCAUACCCUGCCAGUGGUCUGUACAUGCUCCUCGGCUGAUAUUCAGGCGGCUUUUAGCACUAUUGUCUCCAGGAUACAGAGAUACUGUAACUGCAAUUCCCAGCCUCCAAACCCAAUUAAAAUUGCAGUGGCCGGAGCCCAGAAUUACCUCAGUGCUGUAUUGAGGCUCUUUGUAGAGCAGCUGUCUCACAAAACCCCAGACUGGCUCGGCUACAUGAGAUUUUUGAUCAUCCCUCUAGGCUCUCAUCCAGUGGCCAAGUAUCUGGGGUCUGUAGAUUAUAGAUACAACAACUUCUUCCAAGAUCUAGCGUGGAGAGAUCUGUUCAACAAACUUGAAGCACACACCACUGUUCCAGAAGCGCCUGAUGUCGUCUCUAGAAUAACGCAGUAUAUAGCAGGGGCAAACUGUGCACAUCAGUUGCCCAUUGCUGAAGCGAUGUUGACGUACAAGCAGAAAAGCCCUGAUGAAGAAUCUUCGCAGAAGUUCAUUCCCUUUGUCGGGGUGGUGAAGGUUGGAAUAGUGGAACAAUCUUCUGCAACAUCAGGUGACUCUGAUGACGCAGCUCCCUCUAGCUCCAGUGUCCUUUCUUCUACCCCACCGUCUGUGUCGCCUGCUGUGAAAGAAGCCUCCCCCACACCACCUUCCUCACCAUCUGUCACAGGCAGCUUCUCGUCCUCAAGCCAGAGCGUUGGUGCUGAGCUGAUGGGCCUGCAGGUGGAUUACUGGAUUGCAGCUGCACCCAUGGACAGAAAAAGAGACCCGGAGAAGAAGGACCCCUCCACUACCAAAAACACACUGAAAUGCACUUUCCGGUCCCUCCAGGUCAGCAGGUUACCUGCCAGUGGCGAGAUCGCUACCACUCCAACAAUGUCCAUGACUGUCGUGACAAAAGAGAAGAACAAGAAAGUGAUGUUCUUGCCCAAGAAAACUAAAGACAAGGAGGUUGAGUCAAAAAGCCAGUGUAUUGAAGGAAUCAGCAGGUUGAUUUGCACAGCAAAACAUCAGCAGAACAUGCUGCGAGUCCUGAUCGAUGGGGUGGAGUGGAACGACGUCAAGUUCUUUCAGCUGGCAGCGCAGUGGUCCUCUCAUGUCAAGCACUUUCCCAUCUGCAUAUUUGGACACUCCAAAUCUAACUUCUAGCCGUGCUCGGCGGAGGGACCUUCUGUCCGUCCCGGAGACUGCACACCAGGAGCCAGGAAUUGCGUGCCAACUCUGACUUGCGUCGCUCUGCCCUCUCUCCUGCAGAAUUACUUACAGAUGUGCUUGGAUUACUUUUGAAUUACUUUUUUCUAUUAACUCUUAAGUUUACUACAAGGGAAGGAAACCCCUUUAAACAAAGGCAAAAAAACCCCAGUCUUAAAUAUAGAUGUGCUGACAACAUAAAGUCGUGGGGGAGUCGGCAGGAGCAGGCAACCUGCCCAAGAACACCUACCACUUAUGAGCAGAUAGCUGAAUAACUGCACUGCUUAUUAACCUGAGACCUCAUUGGUGUGUGUGGGCUGGGGGAGCCAUGGAUCAGCUUGAAUGGGUUUUGCAAAAGGUCAUGUGCAUUACAGUGUGUCUAGCCCCCUCCUUCUGUAUUCCUAGGAAAAAAAGAUGGCCAGUCUUUCUUCCUGCUGCCAAAGGACGAGAGAUCAGUGAGUCUGGAGGGAGUUCAGCUGUCUGGUUUGAAAAACAAACCAACUGUGUGGCUAGGGAGGUCAGGAGAGGAGGUGCCCCUUCAGUGCAAGGAGUCUGUCACGGAGACAGGCAGGUAUUUGUGCUGAGGUGAGGCCUGAGGAGGUUGGGCAGGAACAGAAAUUAGGAAACGCUAGAUGUAAGGAAACGCCAGUGUCCCAGGUCUGUGACAGUGACCAAACCGAGCCAGUCACAAUGUCCCUGCAGCUGGCUGUCCUGCUGAGGGACACCACGUCAGUGGGGUCGCUGCUAUUUACAUACUCGCACCGAUUAUUUACCUGUCAAUAAAACCUCAUCCAGCCUCUAAAGGGAAAGGAUUUUUUUAAUAGCUGCAGAUUUUUUUUAACACUUUCUUAAAAGAAAAAAAAUUUAAGUUGCCAAAAAAACAAACCCAGGAAGAUGAGCCGUUGUCUGUGAAAUGAUGCAUCACUGUAGCGGCUGGACUCGGAGCCAGCUAGGCGCCCUGCAUGUCCAGCUGCCUUCCCGUCCAUCUGUCAAACUGCACAUGUGAGAUAGCAUGGGCUGCUUUAUCUGCUCUGCCUUUGUCCUGCCCUGACCACAAUGUGUUCUAGAGAGCCUGCUGCUGUCUCCCUUGUGCACCUCCCCGGUUCGUGUGCAGUGACUUCAGGGCCACUGCAGAAGUGUAGUUUCCCCGUGCCCUCUUUACUCACCUAGGACGUGUCCUCACAGGGACAAAGACCUGUAAUAAAAAUAGAGGGUGCUAGGGGCACGUGGCCUGCUGCGGGCCUGGUCUGUAGAUGGAAUUGGUCCUUGCCUUCUCAUUUCCGAAUAUUCCUUCCCAUGGGCAUUUCUCCAUUGGUUGCAUCCUUUCCCCAGCAGCAUAUGCAUUUGCCUUGGGGGCUGAGGCUUUGCUGUGGUUUCAGUCCCAAGCUGCAGUGGAGGUGUAGCUUGGACAUGAGAGAGGAUGAAGCCAGCCGAGUUUUCUGUCCACCUCAGGCAGCAAGACAUCCCAGGAGCUGGAGGAGUGAGACUUCUGGGUGUCUUUCACCCAAGCUCAGAUUGGCUUGGUUCCAGCUGUACUUGUGUUCAUACUGCACACCUCACUGCUGCCAGGGACAUGACAGGGUGCCAGGACAAGGAGAUGGCCCUCAAAAGGAGUCAGCGUGACAGCCAGCAGCUCUAGGCAGCCUCUACGUGCUGCAGGGGUGGCUUUUUGUUUUUAAGGCUUCCCAAGGCAUUCCUGGGAGGGGCUGCUAACAGGUGGCGGAUGGGGUUUUGGGUGCAGAGCGUGUUUGCCAUGAGGAAAAGCAGAGAUCUCUGGCCUUUCAGGGUAAGGGACUCAAGUUUUAGAUGGGGUUCUUUUGGGCUCCCACCCUUAUGGGCAGGCCGGGCUCCACAAGCACUUCUCGAAGGCCCUUUCAGAGAGGCAGUGAUGCUUCUGAGCCUUUUCCAGCAUCUGCUGGUCAGUAAAUUUUUUUUUUUUUUUGUCUGAGCCUUACCCUUGAGUUUUUAAAGGUUGGAGAAUCUGCUUUGCCCUGGGUGGUGGGUCCUGCUCUGCAGAGGGAUCACCCGGCUGUUUCGGGCAGGGAGCUGGUGGUGUGCUCCGUUAGGUGGCCUCCUGCGAAAGAGAAGAGGGGUUAUUAGGCAAGAGGGUGGUCCCUGCUGGAUCCAGUGUCUGUUGCAGCUAACAACGUGGGCUGCUUUGCAGACUGAUUUCAUGAAAACCUUUCCAAGAACAAGUGCAGCUUACUUGGCUGGGAACUAGGUAUUCCCUUCAAACCACACACGGGAAGAUGGUGUGGUCCAGCACACAGGAACAUGCUGCUGGGCGGGCCCUGUUACUCUAAUUGCAAUAUUCCCUUUCUUCCCGCAGUCCCAGGGGCAGGUCUGCCUCCCGUCUGCUAGCACUUGGCUGUGGCAAAGGCUCGGCUCUAGUUUGAAUGUAGUCGUGUCCAUUGGUUCAAGCGUUUCAAGUUGACCUGAACUGAUGCUCCAGGAUUGUAUAGCGUUGCCUAGCAGCAGUAGCGUGGGAGACCGUGCAUAAGCACAUCACUUUUUUUUUUUUUUUUCCUGAGGCUCUUGCAUCAAAAAGCUUUUUAAAGGAAAUUAGUCAGUGUGUGAUUUUUUUCCUCAAGUCUCACGCUUGUGUGAGGAGAGUGAUUGGGCUCGGUUCCAGCAGCAGGAACCACACGUGGCCCGGGCGGCCCUGGGUGCCGGCGCGCGGUGUCGCUGCAGAGGUGGGGUGAACUGACCGACUGCAAUAACUUUGUUUACUGGGGGGUGGGAGGGUAGGGGGGAACCGUCACUGUGCUCCUCUUUGUAUUUCAACCUACUGUAGAGAAACAAACGGUAGCUAGUACAGGAUUUCCAGGAUCCUGCCCAUCAAAUAUAUGUUGCCCUGCUCUACUCUGUACGUAUGUAUGUGUGUGUGUAUGUGUGAGAGAGAAACACUCCCACUUGUUGCAUUUCAUGUUGGUUUAUGUUUUGCUCUAAUUUUAUACAAGUGAACUCACCGGGAAACUCUUUGCACCCCUGAGACCUGAGGGUUGCAUCUCUGUGGGGUUUCUCUCCUGUGGGAAGCUGCCUUUGCUCUGAAAUGAGGCACUCGCUCUUGCAAGGAGGUUUCCUGGCUUCUCAGCCUUGUGCUUGUGAGUCUGCCAGGGGCCGGCUGGGCCUGGCCUGGGGGCAGCUGUGUGCCUGGGGGUAGCUGUGGCGUUUCCCAGUCAUGGAGCCAAGGGUUGGCAUGCGAGUUUGGUGGUGCUGCUCUGAUCAGGGUGUGUUGUGCUGCUGUCAUUUCUCUUGUACCAUAUGGAGCUGUUUUCUGCAGCUGUUUCUUUCCCUGACUGGAGGAGAAACAGGUCUCUAAAGCAAGUGAAUGUCAAAGCGAGCUAGUGGUUCAGACAAUUUUGGGAAGGGGUUUUGCACCUGGUGAGCAGCUGAGCUCAGGGCUCCCACAAGGUGCCCUCCCACCUUCCCCAAGAGCUGCCGGCGGAGCCCGCUGCCAGCAAGCCCCGGCAGCUGGAGGGAUCCCGGCGGGGGCAGCGGGGCUCGGGGAGAGCUGCCAGGGCAGCGCUGGGUUCGAGCCAGUGGAGGUGUGCCAGCACGGCAGGGUUAGGUGAUUGCUUAUGAGCUGAUAAGUACAGAAAGAUGGCUUAAAGGAGGGACUAGUGCAGCUCCACAUUCAGCAGUUUUGGCACAGAAGGUGCAACUUGAACAAAGAAACGCAGAGACGUUAUCUUGCGGGCUUGUGUCACAUGGGGCCUGCUUUGAAAGCUCCCCUGUCUGUCCAGCUCUGGGGCUGUGCUCUCCGGCGAAGGCACGGCCCUGCCCUGCUCUUGAGUGCUGCUCUUCUGAUUGACCUUCUUCAGGGAGGUGCUUCGGAGGCAGUGUCAGCGGGAUUCCCUGUCCCUUCUGGGCUGCUGCUCUCUGCAGAGCCCCUCGCUGCUCUCCUGGCUGUGACUUCUCAAAGCAGCUCGUUUCUUUUGCAGUUACUCUUGGGAGAGGGGUCCCCACCUUGCUCAGAGGUGAGGUCUCAAGAAAGAGCUUGUUGCUGUGCUGGGCUGUGAGAUACUGAUCUAGUUUAACAGAGCUGGUGAGCAGACAAAAGAUGGAAGGGUUUGGUAUUGCACCUUGAACGCUUCCUGGUCCCCGGUUUGAUUUUUCCCGGAGUCAGAGGGUUGGCCUCUGCCCUGCCCGUGGUCCAUCGCCUGCCGGCUCUCCUUCCACUGCCCUGGCAACUGCACAGGGAACUCGGGAGCUUUUUUAGCUCAGUGCUGCAGUUGCCAUCCAGUUACACUGUCACCGUUUAUAUCUCAGUGGUAACUGCAGAAUCUCUCUUAAUUACCAAUGAGUUUGGGGAGAGCCGCUGUCUCCUUGGCUGCGUUUUGCCACUCUAAUUAGCAUGUGCUUGUCGCUUUAUCCUGCAGAGCUCAGAGGGCAGGAGUGGGUGGCUGGGAGGUUUGCCUGGGCUGGUGGAGAUGUGCCCAUUUGCUUGUAAUCAUCUGACUCUGCUGAGGACCAUGCUGACCUGCGUAUACACGGGAUGUCAGCAAAGGCACCGUUGUGCUUCCUAGCAGUAGUGGGAUUUCAGCCACAGCUUGCCCAAGACAGCUCUGCCCGGUCCCUUCUCACCAGUACCACGUGUUGGAAGGAGCGUUGGCUAGCUGGGGCUGAGGAUGUUGCACCUGAUACUGUAAUGUUUAAGAAGAAAAUCCAGGCAAGAUGAAGCAGGGCCUAUGGCCUUCUCCUGUCAUUUGAUGUGCCAAGGGUGCCUGUGUUUCGGGAGUGGAGCCUGGGGUUAAGACAGUCCUGCUGUGCAGCGGUAAAGGAGGUCCUGUUUGUUUUUUUCCUGAAGCUAGGCUGGAUGCACUGUCUCUGUCGCCUCGGUUCAGUGGGUCUCGAUCUCAGCAGAUAGCUGUGUGGUGACUCGUUUCAGUGUGGCAUUCCCUCUGGGCUUACUUGGCAGAGAGAAGGCCAGAAACACGCAGCAGCAUCUCCCAGAGGUUUCCUGGAGCCUCUUCAGCAAGGUUUUCCUAGAAGUUGUGGGAGAUGCUCCUGGCAGAGCCAGCUCUCGCGGGGCCCCUCGACUGCUUUGGGACAGGCUGAAGGAGAAGGGGACAUGCCACACUUGGAAAGCAGCAGGUCACUGGUUUCCUUAAGACCACUGGUAUCACGCUGCGUCCAGUCAGCUGCUGCUUUGCAACUUGGCCGUAGGGUUGCCGGAGCGUUGCCUGCCCAGUGGCAUUUGUGGCACAGCUGUGGGGAAGCGCCUCACUAGCCUGGGCGCAGCGUGUGCCGUGGUCGUGUGCUGUGAGCCUUGCCGGACCACGGCGUAUGAAGGGACGUUACCACUUUGUAGAUUCCUGAGUUGUCCAUCUGUUUCAUUGUUGUAUUGUUUGGGUUCUAGGUUUUUUUAUGAAGACAGAUUAAAUGUAAAUAGCCUUUUUUUGGAACAAACUGCAACGUGCUCGACCUCGUCAACUAUUUUAUGGUACUAAUGCAACACUAAUAAAACUGGACAUGAAAGCACA
Molecule: messenger RNA, 8268 nt
Organism: Dromaius novaehollandiae (emu)
Lineage: Eukaryota; Metazoa; Chordata; Aves; Casuariiformes; Dromaiidae
Gene: PACS2
Product: phosphofurin acidic cluster sorting protein 2
Exons: 24
Coding region: 77-2740 (887 amino acids)
Biological process (GO): protein localization to plasma membrane
Molecular function (GO): transmembrane transporter binding
Source: RefSeq, a predicted model, not a curated record